Messenger RNA from Scheffersomyces amazonensis, 1672 nucleotides. RefSeq names its product alcohol O-acetyltransferase. The record is from RefSeq and is a predicted model, not a curated record. The transcript has a single exon. Bases 225 to 1658 code for a protein of 477 amino acids. NCBI's taxonomy places the organism in Eukaryota, Fungi, Ascomycota, Pichiomycetes, Serinales, Debaryomycetaceae. Gene Ontology annotation, molecular function: N-acetyltransferase activity.
GUAUACUCAUGGGGAUCAUUUAACUCUAUCGGUUACAUAUCACUUCACCGAUUAAAGAAUCUAUACGUAUACUUCAUGAGUCAUGAUCGCCUAUAAAGUCCUAAAGGGGAAGGUGGAAAAAAUACGAGAUUAUCGGUCCGCUCAUACAUAUAAACGACCAUUCCUCCCAUUGCUAGAGAAAUUUUAUAACAAUUAUCCUUAUAGAAGAUAAGUAUAUAUCAGACAUGAAUCAAGCGCAUAUUCGAGCUCCAGAAUUUAAUGAGAAGUAUUAUAUUUGUCGAGGUAGUGAAGGAUUUUACUCUAAUUUUAAUUUAAUUGCAAAAUAUAAUAAGCCAGUAUCGAAGGCUUUACUUUCCAAUGGUUUAAGAAAUUUCAUAAUUCAUAACACUUGGUUGGCUCAUACAUUUGUAAAGACCGAUGAUCCUAAUAGUAAACAAAUUAGAUAUACCAAUUGGGAAAGAAGAUUUGUGGAUAGAAUAAAUUUCGAUGAUGCUGUUACAUAUGUACCCAUAAAUGAAUUUGAUGAAUCUGUCAUUGAAUAUAUGAAUAACGUAACUAUAUCGAACUAUUCUUCAGAGAAACCAUUAUGGCAUAUAGUUGUAUUUGAAACUAUUGCAGGAGUUCAAUAUAUUGGAAUUGCUUAUGAUCAUUCACUGUAUGAUGGGAUGUGUGGACUUGAAUUCCACAAAGAUUUAAUUAAAGAAUUAGAUAAGGCAGAAGAAGAAUUUAUUGAAUUUAUUUUCGAUUAUGAACGUGAUUAUGAAUAUUUACCUUCUAAAAUUACUACACCUGUUGAAACUCUUACUGAUUUAUUUAUUCCUUCGAUCUGGAAUGUUGUUAACUUCUAUUUACAGAAAUAUGUAAGUAUUGUACCCAAAGUUUUACAGUAUUUAAAAUCAUUGUUUACCACCAAUAAUCCUUUUAAAGCAAAUUUAGGAGUAAAUCCUAUUUUCAAGUGGAAACCAAUCAAGAAGGAUCUUAGAAGUAAAUAUAGAUAUUUUCAUUAUUCUCCUGCAGAAGUCUCUAAACUCUUAGCUUUCACAAGAGAUAAUGGAAUUACAUUAACACCAUAUUUUGAUAUUAUUGCAACAAAAUGUUUACAAGAUACAAUAUUUAAGUAUAUUGAUUCAAAAACCCAAUUCUCAACAACUUCACUGAUUGCUGUUAACGGUAGACGAUAUUAUUCUGAGGAUAUAAAAAAUUUUAAAUAUGGAACAAUGGUUUGUGGUGAUAUAAUUACAUUACCACCUAUUGGAACAGAUUUAUUGAAAUAUAUGAAAUACUUAUAUAAGUCCAUGAUGGACCAUAUUGUCACUAAGCAAUCAUUCAAAUUAAUUGGACUUUAUAAGUAUAUGGAUAUCUUUAAAUACUUCAAUAAUAGAAUUGGAAAUAAAGAUGGAAAAGUCUCAGUUGGAAUUUCAAACUUAGGACGAGUUAUUUCACCUGAAGGUUGUUCGUUUCAAAUUGAAGAUGUAUAUUUUGGUCUGAACACUGCACUUACAUAUCAUUUCAUUAUUAAUAUGGUUACAACUACCAAUGGAUUAAACGUAGUAUUAUCUUAUGCAGCAGAAUAUGAUGAAAUAUACCAUGAUGAAAAGAAAGCAAUUGAUAUUUUUGCUGAUAAGUUUUAUAACACCAUUUUAGAUUAUGCUAAUUAGAUUUGUUUUAUUGU